Molecule: messenger RNA, 1323 nt
Organism: Dipodomys ordii (Ord's kangaroo rat)
Lineage: Eukaryota; Metazoa; Chordata; Mammalia; Rodentia; Heteromyidae
Gene: Psmd13
Product: proteasome (prosome, macropain) 26S subunit, non-ATPase, 13
Exons: 12
Coding region: 1-1047 (348 amino acids)
Biological process (GO): ubiquitin-dependent protein catabolic process
Cellular component (GO): cytosol; nucleus; proteasome regulatory particle, lid subcomplex
Molecular function (GO): structural molecule activity
Source: RefSeq, a predicted model, not a curated record
AUGUUUUUCAGGUUGUGGCAUCAGCUGACACUUCAGGUGCUUGAUUUUGUGCAAGACCCGUGCUUUGCCCAAGGAGAUGGUCUCAUUAAGCUUUAUGAAAAUUUCAUUAGUGAAUUUGAACACAGGGUGAACCCUUUGUCCCUGGUAGAAAUUAUUCUUCACGUGGUUAGACAAAUGACCGAUCCUAAUGUGGCUCUUACUUUUCUGGAAAAGACUCGUGAGAAGGUAAAAAGUAGCGAUGAGGCAGUGAUCCUAUGUAAAACAGCAAUUGGAGCCUUAAAAUUAAACAUUGGGGACUUACAGGCUACAAAGGAGACAAUUGAAGAUGUGGAAGAGAUGCUCAGCAGCCUCCCCGGAGUGACGUCCGUUCAUAGUCGUUUCUAUGACCUAUCCAGUAAAUACUACCAAACAAUUGGGAACCAUGCAUCCUACUACAAGGACGCUCUGCGGUUUCUGGGCUGCGUUGACAUCAAGGAUCUACCAGUGUCAGAGCAGCAGGAGAGAGCCUUCACACUGGGGCUCGCCGGACUCCUCGGCGAGGGAGUUUUUAACUUUGGAGAACUUCUCAUGCACCCUGUACUGGAGUCUCUGAGAAGCACUGACCGGCAGUGGCUGAUUGAUACCCUUUAUGCCUUCAACAGCGGCGCUGUAGACAGAUUCCAGACACUUAAGACUGCCUGGGGUCAGCAGCCUGAUUUAGCAGCCAAUGAAGCCCAGCUUCUGAGGAAGAUCCAGUUGCUGUGCCUGAUGGAGAUGACUUUCACACGGCCUGCCAAUCACCGACAGCUUACUUUUGAAGAAAUUGCCAAAAGUGCUAAAAUCACAGUGAAUGAGGUGGAGUUGCUGGUGAUGAAGGCGCUCUCAGUGGGACUGGUGAGAGGCAGCAUAGAUGAGGUGGACAAGCGGGUGCACAUGACCUGGGUGCAGCCCCGCGUGCUGGACCUGCAGCAGAUCACAGGAAUGAAGGACCGACUGGAGCUGUGGUGCACUGAUGUGAAGAGCAUGGAGAUGCUGGUAGAGCACCAGGCUCAGGACAUCCUUACCUAGAGCCGCUGUGCUCCAGCCCAGCCUCACCCAAGGAGGCAUUUCCUGGCCCAGGAAACUGGCAGCAGAGAUGAUUACCUGUGUUCAGUUGGGCUGGGGGUUGGGGUCCUGCUCGCCCUCUGGAAAAGCAGCCUGGGUGGUGAAAGGGUCCUUCAGGCCUCAGAUGAUGAGGAGGAGAUUGAAAGUGGAAUCCGUAGUUCCACCCAUGUCCACCUGCUGGAUCUUUACCUGUGCAGUUCAGAAAUGUUCUGACAAUAAACGCCUUUGCUUUGUCCUGUU